AUGCCUGAUGAAAGUGAAGUCCCCAGUUAUGAGGAAGAUCUUAAACAGCAUCUACAAGAUCUUCAAGAUCUAGAUCAAGAUCAACCUCCUCCACCUCCACCAUCCCAACAAGAAUCAACCUCUUAUAUCGAUUCUAAAAGUGCUCCUCGCACUAGCUUUCUUGACUAUUCCCAAACUUCAACUGAUGAUCCAGUAUGGUCAAUCUUACCUUCUUAUGAAAUGUUUACUCAAACCAUUAAUAAAAACUUAAAUAUUGAAGAUCCUUCUCAUUUAAUAGAUUCAAAUAUUUAUUCUCCAAAUGGUAGACUUAAUUUACCUGCCUAUAAUAAUAAUGAUAAUACUAUUGGAACUCCAUCUAUUCUACUGUCAGCUUCGAAUGAUUCAUCAUUAAUUUCUCAUCAUCAUUCAGCUUCAACUUCAAAUUCAACUGCUUCAAAUUCAAAUUCCACUCAAAUCAUUGUCGCUGAUGAAACUACUAAUCAUUGGCAAGAAACAAUCUUAGAUAAUAUUCAUAAAUUAAAGAAUUUAACCUUUUCUAAUAAUACAACUUCAAACAAUAUUGAUAUUUCAGUUCAUUUUACAAAAAAUGUUGGUGUUAUUGGGGUUAAACCGAUUGAAAUUGAUCCUUCAUUUUAUGAAUAUAAACAAGGUGAUUAUAUUAAUGGGUAUGUAUAUAUAAAAUCAAGUCAUCUAGAAACUAUUCCAUUUGAUAUGUUUUAUCUUUUAUUUGAAGGUACUUUUAUAAUUCAAGGUAAAAAUGGUUCACUUGAACAAAUUAAAAUUAAAAAUUUUUUAGAAAUGUUCGAUUUUUCAGGUAGUUGGAAUGAAGCUCAUAUUAAUCGUUUAGUAACUGAAAAUUAUAAUAUUUAUACUUGUCCAAACUUAUUUGAUACAAUUGAUAAUUCCUAUUUAUCAUUUGGCCCUGAUAAAUUAAUUCAACCAAAUAAAUUAUAUAAACGGUUUUUUACAUUUAAAAUCCCAACAAAUUUAUUAGAUUCUGAAUGUAAUGAUCAUAAUUUAUCAAGUCAUAUUGAAUUACCUCCUACCAUUGGUAUAUCUUACUAUGAAAAGAUAUUAUAUCCAACUACUGAUAGAACUACCCUUAAAGAUUUUGCUAUGUUAGAUACAUCUAUUAGAUAUGGAGUUUUGGCCAGAUUUAUUGGUAGAAAAUCACUUUAUAAUGUAACUGAAUCUGAUUUUCAAAAUUACUGUAAUAAUAAAAAUAAUAAUAUUGCAAAAUUAUUAAAUUCCAGUGGUGAUGAAUUUAUAAUUUUAAAGGAAUCCUCCAAUUUUAUGAGAAUUUUACAACAAACAAAAUCAUUAACUAAAAAUCAAUUAGCAAUGAGAUAUAUUGAAAAUAAAUUAUGGUAUAAUAACUUAUUAUCAAGAAUUAAUGAUAAAAUUGAAUUAGGUAAUCAAUUAUUAUUAUCUAUUGAAUCAAAUAAAUUUGAUUCAUCAAUUGAUAUUUCGAAACAAUUAUCGAAAACUGAAUUAGAUUUCUUAAAGGCAAAACAAGAAUAUAUUCAAGGAGUUCAUAGAGAUAUUAAACAAACUUAUGAAAAUAAUAAUGAUAAAAAAGUUGAAUUAUAUGAAAUUUAUCAACCUGUUUAUAAAAAAUCAUCCCUUACAAAUAGUUUAUCAACAAAAUUAAUUGGUACUGUUAAAUUAUCAACUCCAAAGGAACAAAUUAAUAUUGAUUAUAUUCCUCCUCCCAAAUUUAGAAAAUUAUCUCCUCUUAGAUUCGAACAUUUAGAAAGUUGGAAAGAUGUUAUCAUUCCUAUUGAUUUAUCAUUAAUUUUACCUUCUUCAAUAGAAUACUCUUCAUCCAUUAGUUCAAUGAUUAAAAAAUUACCAGAAGUUAGAAGUUUCCAAGCUGAAUUGAUUGUCCUUAGUAUUAAAUCAGAUGAACAUGCUAUUCCUAUUGAAUUCCAUCAUGAUUUAAUCUUUAAUAAACCAGGAAGUCAAAAGAAUGCUAGAGCUCAAUUCAUUGAUAAUGAUACGUUUACCAAUAAUGUUGUUACUCCUAUGAGAGUUGAAUCUACUAAAUUAUAUCAUUUAUUGAAAACUUUAGGAUCAGAUAAUUUUAAAGUUGAAAAACAAUUGAUUGAUGAUAUUAAAUCAAUUUGUCAAUUACAAGAGAAAAAUAUUAAUUUAGAGGUCAUUGAUACCAAGAUUAUUAAUGCUGAUGAUAAACUAGUUACAUCAUGUGCUUCUAUUCCAUGGAAGCAACAAUUGAAUCAAAAUCAAAUUGAAUUUAAAAAAUCAUUCAAAUUGAAUUUAAACUUAGAAUCAGCAUCUUUAAAAGCAGUAGAUGCUAAGAAAUAUAAUCCAGCAACUUAUAAAUCUUAUGAUGAAUUUAAUUUAGUUCCAAAUUUCCAAUCAUGUAAUUUUGCUAGAACUUAUUAUAUCAAAGUCACUUUGGUACUUUCUAAUAACGAUCAUAUUAGAGUUAAGAUCCCAGUUAGUAUUCAAAAGAAGUAA
Messenger RNA from Scheffersomyces coipomensis, 2481 nucleotides. It is a transcript of the gene BUL1, whose product is annotated as Bul1p. The coding region runs from base 1 to 2481 and encodes 826 amino acids. The record is from RefSeq and is a predicted model, not a curated record. Lineage: Eukaryota; Fungi; Ascomycota; Pichiomycetes; Serinales; Debaryomycetaceae. The transcript has a single exon. Gene Ontology annotation, cellular component: ubiquitin ligase complex. Gene Ontology annotation, molecular function: ubiquitin-ubiquitin ligase activity. Gene Ontology annotation, biological process: protein polyubiquitination; protein monoubiquitination.